Messenger RNA from Quercus robur (English oak), 983 nucleotides. RefSeq lists its product as uncharacterized. The transcript has a single exon. The record is from RefSeq and is a predicted model, not a curated record. The coding region runs from base 480 to 800 and encodes 106 amino acids. Lineage: Eukaryota; Viridiplantae; Streptophyta; Magnoliopsida; Fagales; Fagaceae.
CCUGUGCAAAACAAUAAACACAAAAGUGGAUGGCUACCUGCCACUUUCCCCUUCUAUGAAAAACACAAAUUCAGACCCCAAAAAAAGAAUAAAAAAAUGGAGAUAAGCUCAGAGUUCCUCGAUUAGCAUACCCUGUUUUAGUAAAUUUCAACCCAAUAAUAAUCAAUACCCCUCAAAACAUUCUCAAUACGACUCAUUAAAUUUAAAUCCCCUCAAAUUUUCCAAUCGAUCCCACCAGGUCGGCCGCUUUGUAUAAUUGCAUUUGCAAAUCGCAUCGUUUCAUAUACUCAUACACGCACCCACUCACCCAAACUUGGCUUCAAUUCCAAGUCAAAGUCAAGUCCUCUAACCCAAACAACCAAACCCCAAACCCCGAAUUUUUUUCUCUUCCUUAUAUACCCCUCCCAAAUAGCCCUCAGAACGAACUAACCAAACCAGCCAAAAUAGUAUAGCCAAGGGGGGGUUAAAGUCAGCGAGAGAUGGCGUUAUGUGACGCUGUGGUGGGGAACUUGGCGACGAUCUACGUGGCGGUGAUUGCUGGGAUCAAGGCUUGUGGGUUGGUCGGUGGGCGAAGCUUUGGCGCUGGGUUUGUGCUGAUUGUGUCCACCGCUGUGGUGGGCCUCAUCUUGAUCGGCACGUUGACGUGGGACUUGUCUCGCAAGGCCACGUAUGCGGUUUCCAAAGAACACGCCCACGAGAUGUGCAAAGGCGGUAUUUGCUGGCACGGCGUUGCGGUCAAGUCUCCGGCUUCUCAGGUCCGGUUUAGGCUUCCACAGCAAAUUCCUUAUGGCGCUUUGUAAAUAAGAUAAAAAACACUGUAAGAUACACACGCUUUCUUUUUGGUUGGUGGGUUUUGUAGCUGAGAGGCACGAGGUGUUUGUGUUUUUGACUGAGAGAAAAAUAUCAAGAUACCGUGUAAUAUCGAAUGAAAAAAAAAAAAAAAUCAGGUUUGUAUAUAUAAUAAAGGCCCUUUUGAUUUGCUA